This is a messenger RNA of Macrobrachium nipponense, 2695 nucleotides long. RefSeq names its product gastrula zinc finger protein XlCGF57.1-like. Lineage: Eukaryota; Metazoa; Arthropoda; Malacostraca; Decapoda; Palaemonidae. The record is from RefSeq and is a predicted model, not a curated record. Gene Ontology annotation, biological process: regulation of transcription by RNA polymerase II. Bases 304 to 1791 code for a protein of 495 amino acids. The transcript has a single exon. Gene Ontology annotation, cellular component: PcG protein complex; transcription regulator complex; chromatin. Gene Ontology annotation, molecular function: DNA-binding transcription factor activity, RNA polymerase II-specific; RNA polymerase II cis-regulatory region sequence-specific DNA binding.
AUCAGGAUUUUGGGAAUGCAUGUUGUUUAAUGGUACUACAUGGAAUAUUACCAAUAGCAACUAUUAAAGUGUAUGAGACAACAGUGAAUUAAUGUAUGCAUAUUUAAUAAAUUUAAAAAACAAGUAAAAUUUGUUUAGAAUAUUAGACUCAUACAUCAGCAGUGAAAUCAGGUUGUAGUCCUUCAAGAUAUUGUACUUAAUUCUUAACAGAUUUAUUCAGUAAUUAUUUUUAAACAAUUUUGUGUUAAGAGUUGUGAAUUGAACACAUUGUCAUUACAGAACAGGACAGGACAUAAGGCUGAAAUGAAUCCAGGACAUUCUUUAGAAUUUCCUUUGAAAAGUGAAACUGAGGGUGUAUUAUCACUACCUUCCAUAAAUCAAGAAAACAGCAACAUGGCUGCCUUUAGCGGAACCAGUGAUGAAGACUUUUUGUCUCUGGAUCCAUUGAUGGACAUCAAAAUAGAACCAGAGGAAUUCUGUGAGUCUAAUGAAGAUGAUGAAUAUUCAUAUGAAAUGAAUUCAAUAGUGAAUGAAAAACAUCUACAAACUUGCAAAAAGGAAGUAAAACAAGAAAGAAGGAUCCGUGACAAUGGAGAGAAGCCUUUCAGAUCAGCUGACUGUGAUAAAGCAUUUUACAAGAGAAUUAAUCUUACAAAUGAUAUCACAAAUCCUUCCAGAGAAAAAUUCAUAUGCAAUGACUGUGGGAAAACAUUUUCCUCGAAACAUCCUCUUAUAGUUCAUAUGAGAAUCCAUACAGGAGAGAAACCUUAUGUGUGCAAGGAAUGUGGGAAAGCAUUUUCUCAGAAAAAACAUCUUACACGUCAUAUGAGAAUCCAUACUGUAGAGAAGCCAUUCAUUUGCAAGGAAUGUGGGAAAGCAUUUUCCCAGAAACCAAAUCUUACAAGUCAUAUGAGAAUCCAUACAGGAGAGAAACCAUUCAUGUGCAAGGAAUGUGGGAAAACAUUUUCCCACAAACAACAUCUUACAAGUCAUAUGAGAAUCCACACUGGAGAGAAGCCAUUCAUGUGCAAGGAAUGUGGGAAAGCAUUUUCCAAUAAACCAAGUCUUACAAGUCAUAUGAGAAUCCAUACGGGAGAGAAGCCUUUCAUGUGCAAGGAAUGUGAUAAAUCAUUUUCCCAGAAAUCAAUUUUUACAAGUCAUAUGAGAUUGCAUACUGUAGAGAAGCCAUUCAUAUGCAAGGAAUGUGGGAAACCAUUCUCCAAUAAACCAAGUCUUACAAGUCAUAUGAGAAUCCAUACGGGAGAGAAGAACCUUUCAUGUGCAAGGAAUGUGAUAAAAUCAUUUUCCCACAAAUCAAAUCUUACAAGUCAUAUGAUAUUGCAUACUGUAGAGAAGCCAUUCAUAUGCAAGGAAUGUGGGAAAGCAUUUUCCUACAAAUCAAGUCUUACAAGUCAUAUGAGAAUCCACACUGGAGAGAAGCCAUUCAUUUGCAAGGAAUGCGGGAAAGCAUUUUUCCACAAAUCAAGUCUUACAAGUCAUAUGAUAUUGCAUACUGGAGAGAAGCCAUUUAUGUGCAAGGAAUGUGGGAAAACAUUUUCCCACAAAUCAAGUCUUAGAAGUCAUAUGAGGUUGCAUACUGGAGAGAAGCCAUUCAUGUGCAACGAAUGUGGGAAAGGACUUGCCCACAAACAACAUCUUACAAGUCAUAUGAGAAUCCACACUGGAGAGAAGCCAUUCAUGUGCAAGGAAUGUAAGAAAGGAUUUUCCCAGAAAGGAAGUCUUACACGUCAUAUGAGGUUCCAUACUGGAGAGGAUAAAGAAACAACAUGAUAAAAUAAACCAGUUAAGGGCAGAGAUCUAAUAAAUCACCAACUAUAUGAGAGAUCAAAAUCUCUCACAAAAUCUGCUCAAGAAAAUAAGGAAGAUAAAGAAAAAUUCAGAAUAGGGGACGAACAAGUGAGUGGAAAAAAAGGCCCUAGUUUCACAAAUAAGAAACAAACAACAGAAGAUAAAAGUAAAACAGAUAAAUUGGCAGUUUGUUGAAAAUCCAAAGAUUGUUUAUAGGAAUAUGACAAAAGAAACAGUUGAGGUACGAACACCACCGAGCAAGGUUUUGCACCCCAAAAUAAGUUGCACUUGAUGUGGAGUUAAUUAUUGUGAACUUGUCUGCAAAAUCUGAAGGAGGGUCUCACUGAAAAUGCAGAUGAAGGCUCUUCAUUUGCAGAGUCUUUAUUGGAAGUCAGGGCAGAGCCAGAGUGAAUUUGAUGCAAAAUGGUUCUUUAACCUUUAUGCAAAGGUAAAAUAAAUGACUGGUUUUUUCUUACAAUUGUUCUCAAUGAACACUGUACAGUGCUUGUUUAAGAAACUUUCCUUUGUCCUCUCCACUUUUCUUACUCCUGAGUAUUAUUUGAAUGAUUUCCAAAUAAAGAAUUAUUAUUGUCUUUGGCUGACACGAAGUUUUCUUCCUUUUGUUAUUCAGCAUUGUGCAUAUAUGCACUUGUAUAUGUAGUUGUAAGCUUGAAUGUUUCAAUGAAAUGUUAUUCUUAGUGUAAAUAGAAGGGAUUGAUACCUUCAUUAAACUUCAAUGAAAUUUAGGUGCAGUUUUAUUUGAUUAUUUUUCAUUAUAUGUUCUUGGUUUUAAUCUUCUACAAAGUAUGUGCUACAGCAUUUGUAAGUAAAUCCUAAUGCCUUGUAUUCGCUCACUAAAUGCUACAGUGGACUGUGUCGUAUUUUG